Messenger RNA from Rotaria socialis, 1932 nucleotides. The record is from the annotation of a GenBank genome assembly. Lineage: Eukaryota; Metazoa; Rotifera; Eurotatoria; Philodinida; Philodinidae.
AUGUUGUCGCGUUCAGUAUCACUUCUUCAACAAUUGACAACAACAAAUAAUUCCCGUCGGUAUUUAUCAUUGAAACAAUUAAAUCGUAUUAUUAAUCGAAAUCUUGCUUGGUUUGCUGGACAGUCAACUAAGAAAACAUUUGGUGGAAGAUUAAAACGACGUUUAAAAAAUUUCCUUAUUAUAACUGUUGUUGGUUUCGGUACAUAUUAUGGUGUUAGUAGCUAUCGUCGGUAUCGAUGGUUUAAUGAAAUCAGUGACUCUGAUAAGACUAUGGGUACGAAACCACGUGUUGUCGUCCUUGGAACAGGUUGGGGUGCUGUACCACUCUUGAAACAUAUCGAUACUGAAAAAUAUGAAGUUGUAUGUGUAUCACCCCGAAAUUAUUUUUUAAUGACACCAUUGUUACCAUCGGUUAGCGUUGGUACAGUUGAAACUCGAACUGUGAUUGAAUCGAUUCGUUCAUUGAUUGGACCACGAAUAAAAUAUGUUGAAGCACAUUGUGUUAGUGUUGAUCCAAAAGCAAAAGUUAUUUCGUGUAAUACCGAUGGAGAACAACCAAUAUCACGUGGUGAUGAUGUUAAAACUAUAUUAAUACCAUCAAGACGUGCCGGUGGUUCAUCAUCAAGAAUAAUUAAAGAUUCUACUCGGGUUCGACCAUCAUUUGAUAUGAAAUAUGAUAUACUUGUUGUAUCUGUUGGAUCAGAGAAUAAUACAUUUAAUACACCAGGUGUUGAAGAACAUGCACAUUUUCUCAAGGAAAUUCUCGAUGCUCGACGUAUACGUUCAGCAAUUAGUGAUGCUUUUGAAUCGGCUAUGACACCAACGCAAACACCAGCAGAAAGAAAACGUCUCUUACAUUUUGUUAUUGUUGGAGGUGGACCAACAGGUGUAGAAUUCGCUGCCGAAUUGGCGGAUCUAGUUCGUGAAGAUCUUCAAAUCUAUUUUCCACGUCUUGUUGCCAAUGACGUAAAAAUAACAUUGAUUGAAGCACUUGAUCAUAUUUUAUCAAUGAUGGACAAACAAAUCAGUGAUUAUACUGAAAGACAUUUUCAUCGUGAAAAUAUCGAUGUAUUAAUGAAUACAUUUGUUAAAGAAGUUAAACAACGUGAAGUUGUUGUUCAAUUGAAAGGUUCAGACGAAUUGAAAUCGAUUCCGUGCUCGGUUGUUGUUUGGGCAACGGGAAUUAAACCUCGAGCACUAACAAAUAAACUUCGCGAAAUAAUCGGUUUAGAUAUUCAAAGCAAUCGAAUGGGGCUUCUUACAGAUCAAUAUUUACGUGUAAAAGGCGUUGCUGAUGGUUCAAUAUUUGCUAUUGGUGAUUGUGCUACAAUUCAAAUACCGAAACUAGUUGAUCGCUUUCAACUGUUAUUCGAAGAAGCCGAUACUGAAUGUCGAGGCACACUUGAUCUUCAGCAAUUUCGAGCAUUAGUCGAAAGAAAAAUUGCAGAAUUUCCACAACUUGAAAUAAUUUCCAAGAGCAUCGAAAAAGCAUUUGAAGAAGCUGAUAAAGAUAAAUCUGCUACUUUAACACUUGCUGAACUUCAUUCAGCUCUUGAAAAGGCAGAUACAAAAAAUCGUGUGCUACCAGCAACAGCUCAAGUUGCAUCUCAGGAAGGUAGUUUUGUAGCUGAUUUGCUCAACCAAUUAAAUGAUAUACAGUCAAAUAAUUACGAACAGCAAAAUUUGAAACCAUUUCGAUAUAAACACAUGGGUUCGUUGGCAUACGUUGGUGGUGAUGAAGCAGUCGUUGAUUUUACUGGUUCAAAACCAAUACUUGAUAUGUUUAAUUUAAAACCGAUAUCAGGACGUAGUGCUGCUUAUUUAUGGAAAUCAUUUUAUCUCACUGAAAUGUUUACUGGCCGAACGAAAAUAUUACUUGCAUUCGAUUGGGUUCGUACUCAGUUUUUCGGACGAGAUAUUAGUCGAUAUUAA